Molecule: messenger RNA, 1636 nt
Organism: Solanum dulcamara
Lineage: Eukaryota; Viridiplantae; Streptophyta; Magnoliopsida; Solanales; Solanaceae
Product: E3 ubiquitin-protein ligase DIS1-like
Exons: 5
Coding region: 435-1352 (305 amino acids)
Biological process (GO): ubiquitin-dependent protein catabolic process; multicellular organism development
Cellular component (GO): cytoplasm
Molecular function (GO): ubiquitin protein ligase activity; protein binding; zinc ion binding
Source: RefSeq, a predicted model, not a curated record
AGUUUACAUCCAAUGGCGGCCCCCUAAAUUUUCCAGUUCCCCGAGUUCUCUUCUUCUCUCUUUUGUAUUCUCUCUCUUCUCCUCUUUGGUUUUUAAAUUUGAAAAUUCAAAUCUCCCUUCAUUUUGAAUUUUGAAAAGAUUCAGAUUAAUGGCAAAUCUUCUCUCUUCUUCAGGGUUUAACCUAGUAUUUUUUAUGGGUUUUUGAGAUUCUAGAUCCGCGUCAGCUUAAUACUCCACCUAGACAACAUGAACAUAGAAAGAAAAAGGGAUAGCAAGACCUGCAAGUAGAGUGGAAGAGUUGCCUGGAAAAGCACUUGGAAGAGGUUUUGUUUUCUGCAGGUUUCUUUGAUAGUGGUGUUAACAUCUUCUACCUCAUUUUCAUCAGCCAAGGAAACACGAUUAGUGUUUGAGGGAUUAACAGCAUUAUAAGAGAAAUGACAACUGUAAGUCCUUAUUUUGACGACUUGCGAUGUCAACCUGAGGUCAUUAAUCCUCCACAAAACGAAGACUCCACGGACAUUGGUGAACAUAUGAAUGAGCCUGCUCAACAUACAGCAAAACCUAAUGUGACUGUUUCCAGUAGUGUUCGUGAAUUAUUGGAAUGCCCUGUAUGCUUAAAUGCCAUGUAUCCACCCAUCCAUCAGUGUUCCAACGGUCACACACUGUGUUCUAGUUGCAAACCUAGGGUACAUAAUCGUUGUCCAACAUGUCGGCAUGAACUUGGUAAUAUCCGAUGUCUUGCUUUGGAGAAGGUUGCUGCAUCUCUUGAACUCCCAUGUAAAUAUCAGAGCUUUGGAUGCAUAGGCAUCAUUCCUUACUACAGCAAGCUAAAGCACGAGUCCCAAUGCUCAUUCAGACCCUAUAAUUGUCCCUAUGCUGGGUCAGAGUGCACUGCCAUUGGUGACAUAACUUAUUUAGUUGCCCAUUUAAAAGAUGAUCACAAAGUUGAUAUGCACAUGGGCAGUACUUUCAACCAUCGUUAUGUGAAAUCAAAUCCCCAUGAAGUGGAAAAUGCUACAUGGAUGCUCACAGUUUUCAGUUGCUUUGGUCAGUACUUCUGUUUACACUUUGAAGCAUUUCAACUUGGCUUGGCACCAGUUUAUAUUGCAUUUUUACGGUUCAUGGGUGAUGAUGAAACGGCAAAGAACUUUAGCUACAGUCUUGAAGUAGGAGGCAAUGGAAGAAAGCUGAUUUGGCAAGGGGUACCAAGAAGCAUCAGGGACAGUCACCGUAAGGUUCGAGACAGUUUUGAUGGCCUCAUCAUUCAACGUAAUAUGGCACUCUUCUUUUCUGGUGGAGACCGGAAAGAAUUGAAGCUUAGAAUUACUGGUAGGAUAUGGAAAGAACAAUGAUGUCCAUUGUUGUAGGACACUUGUAGUAGUAGUAGUACUGUUUCAGUCCAAAGGAGUAGAUUUUAUUCAUCUAGCAAUCAGUUGGAAGUCUUCUGAUCAAUGUAUUUUCUUGAACAAGGAGCAACCUCUCUUUGCUUGUCCAUGAUUAAAAUACAUUGGUGAGAAGGCCUAGUCAGUUUAUGGAAUGUGUCUUGAUGUAAGUGGUAUUGCUGUCUAAUGUAUGCCAUAGUAAAGGAUGUGUAUCCAUGUUCUCUUUAUUGAAAUCCAUUGCAGAAUUCCCCGUU